Messenger RNA from Brassica oleracea var. oleracea, 838 nucleotides. RefSeq lists its product as uncharacterized. Lineage: Eukaryota; Viridiplantae; Streptophyta; Magnoliopsida; Brassicales; Brassicaceae. The transcript has 2 exons. Bases 51 to 761 code for a protein of 236 amino acids. The record is from RefSeq and is a predicted model, not a curated record.
UACUCUCUCUCUCUCUCUCGCUCGCUCUCUUUAUCUCUCUCGAUUCUGGUAUGGCUGCUGACGUCAGCUCCCUCGUACGGUUACUAAACGGUUACAACGAUGCGAAAGAAUCCUCCGGCGCGAAAUCGACGACGGCGCCGAUGACUCGCGAUCUCCUCGGAAGCAGCAGAGGAGGAGGAGGUGGGGGAGGUGAUCGGUCACUAGAGCUCGACCUCGAUCUCCAAGUCCCCACAGGAUGGGAGAAGCGUCUCGAUCUCAAGUCAGGGAAGGUUUAUUUGCAGCGAUGCAACUCGACGAGCUCGUCGUCGAUAACAAACGCAGAUCAAUCCAAUCAAACCGUACCGACGACGACGACGUCGUUUCAGGAUUUGAAUUUGUUCCCUCCGAAUCCAACAAACUCUCAGGCCAAGCCGUUGCUAAACCUCUUCGACGACACCUCGCCGGAGCUGAAGCCUCUCCCGCCGAACCGUAAUUUCCAGAGCGUUUGCACGCUGGACAAGGUGAAAUCAGCUCUAGAGAGAGCCGAGAGAGAUCCGGUUGUGUUGAAGAAACGGCAAUCGCCGGACGAUCGUCAUCAUCAUCGGGGGGCGGAGGUUGCGUCGUCGUCGCCGGUAGCGGCUGGGUGUCCUGGAUGUUUGAGCUACGUUUUGGUGAUGAAGAACAACCCGAGAUGUCCGAGAUGCGAUACCGUUGUUUCUCUGCCUACGAGUUCUUCUUCCACGAAGAAGAAGGUUAAGAUUGAUCUCAACAUAUCAAUUUGAAACUUAUGGGGUUUAAUUGGAACAUCUUUUAUUCUUUGGGGGUCUUGAUGAUAUGUUGUAAAUGAUAGAUAAAAUUU